UUGCUCGUCGCUUUGCCUCUCCUGGCAGCAGGCAGAGCCGUCGGCUCGUGCUGGCGGAGGCUCCCUAACUCGCUCUCCCUCCCUCUGCAAACGUUGGAUUUAAACCUGCUCAGAAUUCAGCGCAGACGAAAGCAGCGUCGGCAGCAGCAAGCAGCAAGCAAAUCAGCCGCGAGCCUACCGCAGCUCCAAGAUGUACCAUCCUGCCUGCUGGGUCGUCGUCACAGCCACCACUGCCCUGCUCUUCAUCCCAGGAGUGCCCGUGCGCAGCGGAGAUGCCGCCUUCCCCAAAGCCAUGGACAACGUGACGGUGCGGCAGGGGGAGAGCGCCACGCUCAGGUGUACCGUGGACGACAGGGUGACGCGGGUGGCGUGGUUGAACCGCAGCACCAUCCUCUAUGCCGGCAAUGACAAGUGGUCCAUAGACGACCGCGUGGUCAUCCUCUCCAACACCAAAACCCAGUACAGCAUCAAGAUCCAUAACGUGGACGUGUAUGACGAAGGCCCCUACACCUGCUCCGUGCAGACGGACAAUCACCCCAAGACGUCGCGCGUGCACCUCAUCGUGCAAGUUCCUCCGCAGAUCGUCAACAUCUCGUCGGACGUCACGGUGAACGAAGGCAGCAGCGUGACCCUCAUGUGCCUGGCCUUUGGGCGGCCGGAGCCCACCGUCACCUGGCGGCACCUCUCCGGGAAAGGGCCCGGGUUCGUGAGCGAGGACGAGUACCUGGAGAUCACGGGCAUCACGCGGGAGCAGUCUGGGGAGUAUGAGUGCAGCGCUGUCAACGAUGUGGCUGUCCCCGAUGUGCGGAAAGUGAAAAUCACCGUGAAUUACCCGCCGUUCAUCUCCAACGCCAAGAACACGGGUGCUUCGGUGGGCCAGAAGGGCAUCCUGCAGUGCGAAGCCUCGGCGGUGCCCGUGGCAGAGUUUCAGUGGUUCAAGGAGGACACCAGGUUAGCGAACGGCCUGGACGGGGUGCGCAUCGAGAACAAGGGGCGCCUGUCGACGCUGACCUUCUUCAACGUGUCUGAGAAGGACUACGGCAACUACACGUGUGUGGCCACGAACAAGCUGGGCAACACCAACGCCAGCAUCAUCUUGUACGGGCCCGGAGCGGUGCACGACGGCGGCAACGCGGCGUCCCGGGCGGCGGCCUGCCUCUGGCUCUGGGGAGCCCUCCUCGCGCGCCUCCUCCUCGGCUUUUGAUAAGAGAGCGGAGGGGCUUCGGAGGCGAUGCCGCGCCUCCCCUCCGCCGCGGACUCGGCCCCCCGCGCCGCCGGCCGCCCGCCCCGCGGGCGCCCGGGAGGAGGCCGCCCGGACCGGCGCGGCG
Molecule: messenger RNA, 1328 nt
Organism: Dromaius novaehollandiae (emu)
Lineage: Eukaryota; Metazoa; Chordata; Aves; Casuariiformes; Dromaiidae
Product: opioid-binding protein/cell adhesion molecule homolog
Exons: 9
Coding region: 191-1204 (337 amino acids)
Source: RefSeq, a predicted model, not a curated record